CACACACACACACACACACACACACACACACACACACACACCCUAGGUGCAUUGUAUAUAUUGACUGAAACCAUAAAAAACAAAUAUUUUUGGCUCGACAUCUUCAUGGAAUACGAAGGUCUUGUUCAUCUAUUUCAUUAGGUUGAUCGAUGCAAACAAGCACUUGGCGGUCGACAUGGGCAAGCCCUCGAUGCAAACAAGCACUUGGCGAUCGACGCGGGCAAGCCCUCGAUGCAAACAAGCACUUGUCGAUCGACCCGGGCAAGCCCUCGGUCUUCGUUAUCAAAAUGGCACUAGUAUCGAAAGUCUGUAACCUUGGCUGGCGGCUGACCUUGCCCUCCGACUCUGAAAGGUUUACCUCACCCUCUCUCCCUCCCCUCUCCGCACGUGGCAGCCUCGGCCAGCACCUCGCCUGCCCGCACCCUCCGCUCAUGAAUCCCUUCCCGCAUUGAGCUUCGGCGAGCCAUUACAAAGUCAAUUCACAUCACUCAAAGGCUGAACAGUAAUUGCUCAGGCUGCGACGAAGUAUGUCAGCUGACGGAGACCGACACUAUUAAAGCUAAAGUUGGGGGUAUACGCUAUAGUUGCGCGUGGCCGCGGUGCUCAUCUCCGUCCCAUUGGUCCUUGAGCCUGUGGUGGCUAAGAACCCAUUAACCCGGGACACAGGACCAGUGUGGCAUCUGUGUUAGCACAGUUUACCUUCCCUAAGUGUCCCCAGAUACCCAUUUAUCGACCAGUCCGAAAGAGAGUAUGAACAGCCGGGUGAGAUGCACGCCGACUGCCCGGGCAGAAAUUCGAACCCGGACCAGCAGAUUCAUAGCUAGGCACGCUAACCUCUGCCCUGCGGAGGCAGAAAAUUGAUAUAUAGUUUUUUACCAUUACCUCUGCCUAGCAAUGAGUUUUUGCUUAACUUUUUUACGGACACUUUUCAAAUCAUCACAUAGUUUUUCCGGUUACCAUUGUGCAAAGACGUCAUGGGGGCCCUACGCUCCCAGCUGUCUGGCGGACCCGUCUGGCCCGUGCCCGCAGCCUGGCCGAUAUAUAUGUGGAAGGUUGACUCACCCAUGGACCCGGUACGCCUUUUAUGCCCGCCCUCUCCGGCUUCCUUUCAUCUUGGCCCAUCCCUCCCCUUUUCCUCCUCAUGCCCCGCCAUCGCCCGCCGUCCCUCCCACUCCCUCUCCCUUUCUGCUACACCGCCUGUCCUUGCAUGAGUGGCCAAGACCCUCCCAACCCUAGCCACGCCAAUGCUUGGGUUACAAGAGCACCCUUAUAACCCACAAUACAGGGAUAAGGGAGUAAUGGUAUGAGAGCACUAGUGUUUGUAUUUAUUAUUGGUGUCAGGAUUACUGGAAUUGACUUAUACUAGUACUAGACUCUUACUAGUAAACCAAAGAAGUAGCUAGAGCUCCGCAUAUGAGGUGAUCCAUGAGGGGGUUAAGUUAUAUGAGAGGGGGCCAAUUUAUAUUAGGGAGAGUCCAAGUUAUAUGAGGGAGACCCAAGUUUUGUGUGGGAGAGGCCAAGCUAUAUGAGGAAUAGGCCAAGUUAUAUGAGGGAGAGGCCAAGUUAUAUGAGGGAGAGGCCAAGUUAUAUGAGGGAGAGGCCAAGUUAUAUGAGGGAGAGGCCAAGUUAUACGAGGGAGAGACCAAGUAAUAUGAGGGAGAGGCCAAGUUAUAUGAGGGAGAGGCCAAGUGAUAUGAGGGAGAGGCCAAGUGAUAUGAGGGAGAGGCCAAGUGAUAUGAGGGAGAGGCCAAGUUAUAUGAGGGAGAGGCCAAGUUUAAUGAGGGAGAGGCCAUGUUAUAUGAGGGAGAGGCCAAGUUAUAUGAGGGAGACCCAAGUUUUGUGAGGGAGAGGCCAAGUUAUAUGAGGGAGAGGCCAAGUUAUAUAUGAUAGGGGCUAAGUUAUAUUCAGAAUGGUCCAAUUUUCCUCAGUUUCACAUUGAGAGAUUCAUUGGGGGUCUGUUCACUCAUUGACCCCUCCUCCUCCCCUCUCCGCUUCUUUAGCUACGCCACUCUGCUACGAAUCCUGUAAUGGUUGACAAUUUUAUGCGAAGACUUCUCGAGAAAUCAUAAAUCUAAUUAGAAGAACGUGUCACUACCCCCCCCCCCCCUCUCUCUCUCUCUCUCUCUCUCCGCUUCAGUCUCGAGUCUAAGAUGAAUAAUUGGAGGAGUGACCCACGAACACGGCUCGCCCCUCCUCAGCAUGCACAUGUAAUGCCUCACUCAGCCUCAACCACACAGUCGCUUCCCUCCCUCACCUCCUCGACCCUCUACCCAUGACUCUCGUGUCCCUCCUCUCCGUCCCACACCUACCCUCUCACCCCUCUCCCUCUUCACCCUCCCUCCCUUUCAUCCUCCUCCACCCACCGUAUGCCCCCACAAGUGUAUGGUUACUACUUCCAAGGACACACGCAAACCAACUGUAGCUGCUUUCCUCUCAGAGUCAGGGAAUGGCGUAAGGGAAAGGAAGGUUGAGGAAAGACUUGCUUGUAUGAGCUUCAGUAACUAUUUAUUAGGAUGUGUACCGUGUCAUAAUAUUUUGUUUUAUUAGUUCAAGUUGUGUUUAGUAUUAGAGACUGAUAGAUCGUGUUUACUAUUUGAUUUUGAUAGCAGGGAGGAGAGGAAGGGAACGUUUAUGAAUGAACUGGUUGUGUGAUCAGGUACUGGUUUCUAUUUAGUCGCUUUCACUCUCAGUUUCUCUCCCUCGGCGUCUCAGGUGUUUGUGGACAGCUGAAUAGACAGCGUAUAAUAUUAUGUAGUGUCCGCACUCCUCCCUCUCAACCUGUUUCGUCUCUGAGAAUAAGAAUGUGUGUCGCUGUGUAUACAUUGUUUCUUAUUAUUAUUUUAUUUUUAUUUUUACUCUUCAAGUUAUUUUUUUAUAAGCGAUUUCUUUGAUCUCAAGCUGCGUCACAUCGUGUGUAACCUCUCUCUCUCUCUCUCUCUCUCUCUCUCUCUCUCUCUCUCUCUCUCUCUCUCUGAUCCUUCUAUUAUCAUUUUCAACUAAUUAAAUAUUGAAAUUCCUCUCAUCCAUUCUUUCUGUGCCAAAACGUAGUGUGGUUUCUCUGUACAUAACACUAUCUAGUUUAAUUGUAUGUUUGUGUUAAUAAAAAAAAAUUAGUACCCAUUAUUUUUAUUUUCCUCUUAUCAUAACCUUUACAUUAGUAGUAGUAGUAGUAGUAGUAAUAGUACAUACUACAUGGCCACUGGCGUAGCUAUGAGGAUUAGUUGAUUGAAGGGCCAAGGCUUCCCCCAGAGUUAAGUUGGUCCCCUUCAAGGAUCCCUCAUAAGAAAUGCCGACAGAGAAAAUGCAAUGUAAUUAGGCAAAGUGGAUGAUUAGGCUCCUCUAUAGAUAAAUUGGGCCCUCUCAUUAUACACUCCCGUGAAGCUUCGCCCCUGGGAACACACUACUGGCUGGGCGGAGAUGUUCUGCACACACACACACACACACACACAUACAAGGCAAGGCUAGAAGUGUAACAUACCAGCGGGGCACACACACACACACACACUAGGGUAGGAGUGUUGUAUAUCUGCUGGAACACACACACACACACACACACACACACGCACACAGGGCUAGAAGUCUUGUUAUAUCAGCAGGACACACACACACACACACAGACGCCUGGAAGUGUUAGAUUAGGGGGAACAAGUAUUAUCGAUCACAGGCCAAUAAGAAGAGGAGACAGGUUAUGUUGGCUGGCUGACCGACCGAGGGCCUAGACAACGCCUGCCUCUGUAUAAAUGAGAGGCUGCCAGCUAGCAUCACAGAGGCAGCCUUACGUGACCCUCGAAUCCACCGGGCAGACGCUGAACUCCUCUCCUCCGUCCCUUCGCCGCCCAGUGACAGCUGAUCUAUACAUCGCUCACUGAUCUCCCCAUUGUACAGGUACAAAGAGCUGUCUGGUGGGGCUGAACAAGACAUGGCUGUGAUAUUAUUGCAAGACCAAGGGGCUGUCAUUGACCACGAGGCUUGGCUGCUCCGACAUUAUGGCAGGGACAAGCUCGGCCAUGAUGGGAAAAGAACUUUGAACUUCCAAGGCCUUUUUGAUAUCAGGACUCCGUUUCUUAUGGAUGGGGAGGCCCAGAAAAUUGCAGAUAGGCUUGAUGGAAAUGAGGAGGAAAUACUUCAGCCAAAAAGAAAGAAAAGGAAAGAACUACCUAUAGUGGACAGCCUUCACAAUGCAGCGGAGAUCAAGCACGUCCUCAGCGUAUUCACUGCUCUUCGUUCAACAUCGGAGUUUAAAACAAUAUAUGACUACACUCCAAAGCCAGAAGAUUACAGAAGGAAUAAUCUCCCGGUCAGAACCUUAAGCACGAGAGUGCUGGCAUUGUCCAAUCUCACACUACCCCAGUUGAAUGAAGCUAAUGAAGGUCCUGAUUUAAGCACAAAGAUGAUAGAGGGUACAAAGUAUAUUCUACCUCCCCGUGUCCGUUACGUUUGUGAUGACGUUUGUAGCAUUCUGGACUACACGUCAGACAAGAAGUUUGAUCUCAUCGUGAUGGAUCCACCGUGGCUGAAUAAACACGUCAGAAGAAAAAAAUCAGCUAAAGGAGGUGAGCAAGGGUACAACAUGAUGAGUGUUAAGGAUGUCUUGCGGAUCCCCAUCACACACUUGUUGAAGCAUGGAGGUCUUCUGGCUGUCUGGAGCACAAACAAACCUUCACAGAUACAGGAAUUCCUUGAGGGUCUCCACACAUGGGGCGUUGAACAUGUAGCAACUUGGUACUGGCUGAAGGUGACAAGAGCAGGGGAGCCAGUAACGCCCUUAAUGGACGGCACUCGCACCAAACUACCUUAUGAAAGAAUAUUUAUUGCCAGAAAGAGGAAGACAGAAGUGGGUCCAGAAACUAUCCCCAAUGGCCUUGUCUUCUGCAGUGUGCCAAGUGGACUACAUUCACAUAAACCUCCUGUCUUAGAACUUGUGAAGCCAUUUUUGGUGUCUGAACCACAAUGUUUGGAGCUGUUUGCGAGGAGUUUGGUUCCUGGCUGGACAAGUUUUGGCCUGGAGGUGUUGCGGCUGCAGCACGGCUAUUUGUUUGAAGACUCAGGAGAUGGUUGAUAAGUGCUGCAGAGCUAUACAGUAAAGCAAACUAUCAUGAGCUAGAGAUCUAGUUUGCAGAUGAAGGAGAGCAUUCAGGUGUGACACACCAAUGCACCACAUCAGAAUAACUAGGUACAGUAAGUAUUCUCAUCCCUUUGUCUCAGGGAUUCAUUUAGUUUUAAGUUGACAAGUAAUAAUUAGUUUUCUCUUUAUUAUGUGGUAACCUGGAUGUCGCACUGGCCCUGUGUCCCGGGGUGAUGGGCUCCCACCCACCACAGGCUCAAGGGCCAAUGUCACAGAGAUGAGCACUGAGGCCAUGUGCUGCUACAGCCUAUGCCCCCAACUUUACCUUUUAUUAUUAACAUUUCCAUGAACAUGUCUGUGACUAAAACAAAAAAGAAACAAUAAACUAAUGCAACUUUACAAUAAGAAUGGAAAAGACAAUUGUAUUAUUCAUCUUUUUUUUAUUUUUCAAAAAUGGAAUGAAAAUCAUAAAAUUUAGUACAUCUCUUUGGUCACUAGGAAAUAGUUUUUCAAUGUCAUACUUUGUACCAUCAGCAGAGUGGCUGCUGUAUUUCCUAGACUGACGCAAAGUGUCUCCGCUGUAGUCUAACAAAGUCUUGCAAGAGCUCAGCUUCUUAAGAGAUUUUUAAUGAAAUGUCUCCUGGGAACAAUUUCACAAUACUCUAAAACCUAGAAGCCAAUUAUCUUAUAAAUUAUUUUUCCUUCCUGCUAGU
Messenger RNA from Eriocheir sinensis (Chinese mitten crab), 5778 nucleotides. RefSeq names its product DNA N6-methyl methyltransferase-like (gene Mettl4). Lineage: Eukaryota; Metazoa; Arthropoda; Malacostraca; Decapoda; Varunidae. Gene Ontology annotation, molecular function: nucleic acid binding; methyltransferase activity. The record is from RefSeq and is a predicted model, not a curated record. The transcript is spliced from 10 exons. Gene Ontology annotation, cellular component: nucleus; RNA N6-methyladenosine methyltransferase complex. Bases 3920 to 5059 code for a protein of 379 amino acids.